Penicillium hordei is the source of this 1731-nucleotide messenger RNA. Its product is annotated as Cytochrome P450. The record is from RefSeq and is a predicted model, not a curated record. The transcript is spliced from 3 exons. Gene Ontology annotation, molecular function: iron ion binding; monooxygenase activity; heme binding. Bases 1 to 1731 code for a protein of 576 amino acids. NCBI's taxonomy places the organism in Eukaryota, Fungi, Ascomycota, Eurotiomycetes, Eurotiales, Aspergillaceae.
AUGUUUUCGUUUCUGCUACCGCUCAAACUGGGUGAUUUGGGCAAAGGGGAGAAGCUCUCUCUGCUUGCUAUAACGAUCGUAGCGGUGCUAGCGUUGCAGCUUACUGCGCAGCUAUAUCAAGCAAGAAUGAAAUUCAGAAGACUUCAGUCUCGAGGCAUACCAAUCCUGCCUCACUCAUUUCUGUUGGGACAUUUUCUCAUUGUUAUUCAAUUCUACAGAGAUUGGGCCUUCGACGCCAAUUUUAUCCAGACUUUUGGUUUCUACAUAAUCAAAUACUGGCCGAAAUUCUUCCCAAACGAGCAACAAUGUCCCCCUGUCAUUUACCUUGACGUGUGGCCUAUUUCUAGGCCGAUGGCGUUUUCCCUGCAGGCCUAUGUAUCCAACCAAAUGGAGAUUGGGAGCAAUUUGCCAAAGUCUCCGAUGCAAGGAGAGUUUUUAAAUCCCAUUUCGAAUGGGAGGGACCUCAACUGCAUGCACGGGGAUGAGUGGCACAUGUGGCGCUCGAGGUUCAACCCCGGAUUCAGCAGGACCAACAUCAGAACCUGGAUACCUGCUAUUAUCGAGGAGGUUGAGACCUUCGCAAAUGUGCUUAGAGGCCUUUCCGGUGGAGAUGGCCAAUGGGGUCAGGUUUUCCCUUUCGAGCAGAUAUCCAGCAACUUGGCAUUUGAUGUUACAGGAAGGGUGGUUCUCGACACCCGGCUUAACUCUCAAUCGCUGUAUCCCUCGCCUUUCACCAUUGCUUAUCGCGAGCAACUGAGCCGCAUGGAAAUAACUCUGAGCCCUCGCAAACUUCUGUGGAGGAUCACCCCGUUGUUCAAACUGAUUGUACGACGGAAGAGGAACCAGCUCUUCAAACAUCUUCGACCGUUUAUUACAAAAGGUAUAAACGCUGCCAACGAUACUCCACGGACUAUAAUCCGGUCUGCCGUUGAAGAGUACACUGGCGAGCUUGGAGUCAAGGGAACCGCCACCAAUACCCCAGAUGAAGCCUUCAUCGAGCAAGUCUUCUACCAGCUGAUGAUAUUUUUCUUUGGCGGUGAUGAUGCGCUGUCUAUCACAAUUCCCCGUGUAUUCAGACAACUUCAGCUAAACCCCGAAUGUGUCGCGAAGCUGCAAGCCGAACAUGACGCCAUUCUUGGCUCUGAUCCAAGCCUUGCUGCAGAGAAGAUCCGGGAAGCGCCCCAUAUCCUAGACUCUUUACAAUAUACACUAGGAGUGAUCAAGGAGACACUGCGCAUGAAUCCAGCAACGAUCACAAUCCGGGAAGGACAGCCUUCAUUCAACCUGAAAAUAAAUGGCGAGGACGAGCCAUGGCCGACAGACGGAUUCGAUCUUUUUGACAGCUCUAUCACAAUUCACCAUGAUCCAGCUAACUUCGUCGACCCGCUCAAAUUCAUACCUGAGCGAUUUUCUGCACUGGAAGGCGACAGGUUGCAUCCGGCGAAGAAUAUAUGGCGUGGGUUCCAGCUUGGGCCUAGGAAAUGUAUCGGGCAGGAACUGGCGGUCGUUGUGCUGAAGUUGGUGUUGGUAUUUACUGUCCGUAGUUUUGAUAUUGAGAUGGCCUGGGAUAAGUGGGAUGAGGUGCGGGAACUUCAGGGCUUCAAAGUGGAUCGCCGGACUGUUGAGGGUGAACGAAUGUAUACCACCGGGAAAGCGACGUCGCACCCCAAGGAUGGUGCACCGAUGCACGUACGGAUGCGGACCUCGGGCAAGGAAUACGGCAAGGAAUAA